AAAAAUGGCAGCGCCCAGUCAGACACUCGUGUCAUACUCGGGCAGUUCAAGUGAAGACGAUAAUGACGUAAAACUAGACAGAAAUGGAAAGAAGCGCACGUGCAGCGAUGAACAUGGAAGUAUAGUGAAGAAGCAAAAAGUGAAAAGCUUACCAGAAAAAGGAAUAAUUGAAAAAAAUGACAGGCUUCCUUUGCCAGACAACAUAAAAGCCAUGUUCCAAGAUCAAAAAGAAAGCCAAGAUAUCCCAGAAGAACAUGAUGGACGAAUAAGAAGUUUUCCACAUGAGCGCGGCAUAUGGGCAACAUAUGUUUAUAUUCCCUUUAAUCCAGACGAACAGUUUCUUUACCUCAUCAAUGAACUACAAGCCUGUCUUCCUGGUGGACUUAACGUGAAGGUUGUGGACGACUUCCAUGUCAGUCUGUCGCGGACAGUGGUGCUGAGGCAUCACUGGAUUGACUCCUUUGUCACCACACUCCGUGACAAGCUACACUGCGCUGUAAGUUUUACUUGCCAGUUUGGUGAAUUGGAAGUGUACACUAAUGAUGAGAAGACCAGGUCUUUCCUGGGUCUAAAAGUUCAGCAUGGUUUUAAAAUUUUGUGCAGCUUGGUGGAAAAUGUUGAUAACACAUUAGAGGAGUUCCAUCUACAAAAGUAUUAUAAGAAUCCAUCAUUUCAUAUGAGUGUUCUCUGGGCACUGGGGGAUAUUACACAAGAGGUCACUCCCAAGAUUAGGGCAUCACUUGAUAAAAUUUUGUCAUCCUACAUGGAAGAUUGUCCACACAUAUUUACAGUGCAGGUCCGCCAGGUUCACUGCCAGACAGGAAAUAAAAAAUUCACAGUCCCUCUUGAUGAUAGGUGACGUCAAGAGAGAGGAAGUAGUGGUAUGAUGUCAUGAUCAAGGUCACAGCUAUAAGCAAGGUCACUUGCCAAGGUCAUCAAGGCCAAUUGAAGGAUAGGAUGGGGCUGUUGAACCAAUCUAGGGCAUGGGGUGUUUGGAAGAGGGAAGAGACCAAUACCUAAUUCAUCUUCACAAGAACUGUCUAGAAGAGGGGGAAACUCAAAAAUUGGCUUCUUUUUUAUCUUGGAUUUCCCAGAAUAACUCCGUUCGUGUCUCAUUUGUGUUCUUAGACGAAGGGUGACUGUCGUAACUCCUGAACAGAGGGCAGAUCUCUAGAGCUACCAAACUGGUGUUAAAGAUUACGUGUUCAGAUUGUUCUUUGACUUUUGUUUACACAUUAUAAUUCUGAAAGAAGAAAGUUUUCAUUUCAAUAAUGUUGUUCAGUUUGAGACUUGUUUAACAGAGUGCGAGGCAGAAUUUCUCUGAUCCCAUGACAGCAUUAUACUCAUCUUUAUGUUUUUAGUUGGAUUAAGAGAAAUGUUCUGACAUAAUAAUAGUACGCAGAAUGUUUUCUUUCUUUUUUUUUUUUGAUAAAACACAAACACUUGCCAUUAGGGAAUUUAUCGAAACAUAUCUAGGUUUAAUAGUUUAACUGAGACUAACAGAACGUAUUGGAAUGUGUCAAAUUUUGUGAAAAAAAGUUAAUUCAGAUUAAAGUAAAAAAAAGUACAAUUUGGAACCGUUCUUGUUUCAGUUUACAUGUAAGACAGAAAGCUUAUUUACCAAGGGAUUGCCAAUCACAUAUGUAUUUCAUCUCUUGUAUUUGAUAAAGCAAAUCCAAAGCAAUCUUGGCUCACUGAGAUGAUAGUGGUCAAAACAGGUGCUCUCUAUGUAUAAUAUGGUUUACAGUUUUGGUUAUCUUUUACUGUUUGUUACUAUUAAAAAUUUGAAAAUAAAAUAAA
Messenger RNA from Lingula anatina, 1800 nucleotides. RefSeq names its product U6 snRNA phosphodiesterase 1. Gene Ontology annotation, cellular component: nucleus. Lineage: Eukaryota; Metazoa; Brachiopoda; Lingulata; Lingulida; Lingulidae. Gene Ontology annotation, molecular function: 3'-5'-RNA exonuclease activity. Gene Ontology annotation, biological process: U6 snRNA 3'-end processing. The record is from RefSeq and is a predicted model, not a curated record.